AUGUAUUUCUUGGAUGAUGGAGACGGCUUUGUGUUAAACGGACCGGACAAUGCUGAGAAAGCCACUGUUGUUGUCUGGGAAUGGAAACCACACUCAGGGAAGGAAAUCGGAGAAUUUACUUUUAGAAGAACGGGGAACUCUUGGAUCAAAGAUAACGCCGCUGGCAACUUGUACCCGGAGAUGAAACUGAAAGUAAUAGCAUCUGCAGAACGUUCUCAGCCCAUCAUCAUCAAUGUCAAAGGGACCAACUUCGUGAAUCGACUGGUGACCUCAGGGAAACUCUACGAUGGCAAGGAUUUCAAUGUGAGGAUUGUCCCCGUUGUGUUUCAAGAUGCCGGAGUUUACGUCUGUUUUCUGGAAUCAACUCCAUUUCCCACCAUUUAUCUAAUCACAGUGAAAGUCACAGCUGAACCGUCUGAUGCAGUGACUGAGGGAGACAACGUUACCCUGACCUGCUCUGUGUCUCACGUCAUUGGGUCAAUGAGACUGGUUUGGAUCAAUGGCGAUGGCAAACGUGUUGGAGAAAAGACACUGACUGUGGAAGAGAAAUCACUGAGUCUGGUUAUUCAGAAAGCUGAGAGAGGCAGAGGGAACUGGAGAUGUGUUUUGUUUGAUCAAGACCUGCCCCGGCUUUUUGUCCCGUACUAUCAGAAGGACAGUAGUAAGUGAUAAGGGUUUGUUCUUCAUACUUAGAGUCAUGAUUGAGUUUUGAUGUCGCUUAUUGAUCCUGAAAUUUGAGUG
Molecule: messenger RNA, 741 nt
Organism: Amblyraja radiata (thorny skate)
Lineage: Eukaryota; Metazoa; Chordata; Chondrichthyes; Rajiformes; Rajidae
Exons: 3
Coding region: 1-669 (222 amino acids)
Source: RefSeq, a predicted model, not a curated record